Melampsora larici-populina 98AG31 is the source of this 3219-nucleotide messenger RNA. RefSeq lists its product as uncharacterized. Gene Ontology annotation, cellular component: membrane. Gene Ontology annotation, molecular function: calcium ion binding. The record is from RefSeq and is a predicted model, not a curated record. The coding region runs from base 1 to 3219 and encodes 1072 amino acids. Lineage: Eukaryota; Fungi; Basidiomycota; Pucciniomycetes; Pucciniales; Melampsoraceae. The transcript is spliced from 2 exons.
AUGAUGUUUUUUCUGCUUUCAAUCAUAUUCCUUUCGAACCUCGCGCAGGCCAUUCCGUCUCCUCGCCUUUCUGUGGUCUAUCCUCUUUCGGAUCAAAGACCUCCUGUUGCACGCGUUGGAGUCCCAUUUUCAUGGUCUAUCCUUCCUGGUACAUUCAACAGCUCAACUGGAAAUGCUGGAGUCACCUACUCCGCUACUAAUCUCCCUUCAUGGGCCAGCUUCAAAUCAGAUGUAGCUUCCAUUCAAGGGACCCCUGAUACAUCCCACCUCGGCAGUAUUAGCGUCAUAAUAACAGCUCACGCGCCUGAUAACUCAAGUUCGCUAUCCGAUAAAUUCAGUAUGCUAGUUGUGGAUAGUCCUCCUCCUCGCGUCAAGCUUCCCUUGGAUACUCAGCUCGGUAAUGGUGCUGUUAUAGGCUCCGCCAAGUACAACCAUGCUACUAAGGGUAUCACCGUCCCACCGAACUGGUCAUGGUCUAUUGGGCUUUUACCGGAUACCUUUGUGACCUCCUCUGGCGCUGGAAUCUAUUAUUCGGCAUACGAAGCCGGUACCACUACGCUACCCAGCUGGAUCAAGUUCAACACUAACACCGCGACUUUUGACGGAGUGAGUCCCAACGAGCAAAACGAUGUGACAAUUGUGGUGUAUGGAAGUGAUCAUUUGGGGUAUGGGGAUUUAAGUCAAACCUUCACCUUCACCGUCACUCAACACACCCUCGACUUAGUUCAAUCUUUGCCACCUAUCAAUGCCACAGCUCAAAGCAUCAUCAACUACGUCAUUCCCAUGGCCAAUUUCAACGUUGAUGGGUCUCCCCGCAAUUCGACAACCCCCGUCUCGGAAACUGUCGAUCUAUCAGCCACACCCUAUCUGACCCAUGAUAAAGAGCAUCAUUCAAUCAGUGGCACCCUUCCAGAGUCCCUUUUAGCUCAAACUAAUGUUACUAUACCUGUGAUCUUCAAUACCCCAAGCUGCCACAACAAUAUCACCACACACGUUGUCUUGAGAGUUCUCCCUGGCCUGUUCACUGCACCUGUCUUACCAGCCUUACGUGUGCAGCCCGGUCAAGCUUUCAGUCUCGAUUUGAGCCAAUACACCUCAAAUCUCAACGCUACUUAUUCUCUUGCUCAAAUAUCUCCUCCUGAAGCUCAAAAUUGGAUUCAUUUCACCACUUACCCACUUACACUCUCCGGUACUCCUCCAGAAAGCUAUGACAGCCAAGGCGCGCCUGUAACGGUGACCCUGCAAGCCACGGGGUUGAACGGUCUGAGGUCUUCUGCAGAAUUACCAUUUCAGUUUGAUGAUCAACCAGCUUCGUCCUCUUCCUCAGGAUCAAGUUUGUCCGAUGGUGGUAAGAUGGCUAUCGCUGUGGUAUUUGGAACACUAGGUGGCAUUAUGCUCUUGAUCUUGAUCAUGCGGAGCUGUCGAAAAUAUUGCUCAGCGGAUGGGUUGCGCGAGCUUGAAGAAGAGGAUGUCUAUCAGUCGCAUUACGCUUAUCCUGGAGAAAAAUCAGACAUCGGUAAAGCUGUCAGUAUCAAGGAAACCCCACUUAGCCUCGGAGACACCUUUGUUGGGGUCCACUCACCUAAAUGGCAGAAGGAGGCAGAAGCAGGUGGGCCAAUGAUGGUGGUGACUCCGAACGAGUUAGCAGUCGCUGGUGUUGCCCAGCCUCCACCAAAAGCACUCAAACGCCUUGACAUCUUCAACGUCUUCACAAAACCUUCGCAGCGUCAACGGUUAGAUUCCAACUCUCAUCCUUCCCUUCGUGGACUCGGUAUAGUAUCACCAGAUCACCGAGUUAUCAAUGUUCUAGCAAGCUCAGACCCUAGUGCCGAGGACGACGAAGCCAUCGAGGAGGAAGAGGACGAUUAUGAUUCAGAAGACAUUCUGCCUCCGGCCAAUUACAUGCGACAUCCCGCGACAUCCACUGAUGAUCAACGGUCGAGUUGGAAUACAACUGGAAGUUCAAGUCUAUUUUAUUCUGAUACACAAGCCGAGGAUAGCGAAGCAGCGUCAUCCAGAAGUCCCAAAGGCAAGUGGUUGGUCAAACCUUCGGCGUCUGUUCCUCGACGACGAAAAGAUUUCAAACCGGCGGCCUCAAGACCUGAGCGUCAAUCUGAUGGCGUGGACGUUGGAACGAUUCGAAUGGUAGUUGAUCUUGGAUCGAGUUCUGAUGCAAACACCAGUGAUGAUGACGGGAUUGGCUUAUCUGAGUCUUUCGGUGCAAUCAAGACGGCUGCUUAUCGAACGAUAAGUCCUCAAUCUCUUCAAUCAGUUCCAGCUGGGGUUCAAGAGGAGAGUUCGAGCACUUCCUUCAGACCAAGAUUAAUUGCAUUCAAGUCUCAACAUGUUCCCAAUCGUAGCCAAAGCCCUCAAAUUCGUAGCGCUUCAUCAUCGGUCAUCCAUGAUUCAAUAACCGAAGAUGCUGAUGGGGAUGGGCAGUCACAUAUCCCACCUGGACAAGAGUCUGAUCUCGGUGAUAUUCAAAGAUUGAGUGCUCAUUCGGUUUACACUCCCCCAGCACCAAUCAAUGGAUCUCCUGCUACUUCCGCCAUCUUUUUCUCUCCCCCCCGCGAUCAGAACUGGCAUAUCUCAUCUCCCAAGAUUCCAUCACCCCUGUGCAUAGGUUAUCCUGAAACCGAUCGCAGGGAUCCCGAUCAAUCAUCACACCCUCAAGUUGCGUCCGAUCAACCUUCCCACCAUGAUUCAACAAGUGGGAGUAGCUACACAGCUUCCAGUCCAUCUCCAGAUUUGUAUCGAUCGAACUCCAGCAACGAAAGAUUAAACAAUCUCAGCGGACCUAUCGUCGUCAAUGUCGGGGUAGGACAGCCUUUUCAUAUGACACCGAAAAUCAAUCCCCCGUCAGGCGCUUUGAUGAGUAGCGAAGGCUCACCUGGUCGAAGUCGGAAUCAUGUCUCGUCAAGCAAUACAACCUACUUUGCUUUGACCUACUACCCGGGUCAAGUUGAUAAAGAUAGAAAGCAGCUUCCUGAGUGGCUACAUUUCGAUCCUAGGGAAUACGAGGUGUGGGGGAUCCCGGGUAAAGAUGACGUUGGUGUACUUCCGAUCCAAAUUGUCGCACGUAGGACAAUCACUCUUCCAGGCUCAAGUGCUCGGCAAGAGCAAGUAGAAGAGAUCGUUGCCCGAGUAGUUUUAGAUGUGAUGGAUCAAAAACCUACCAGUGGCCCUGCUCACGGGGAUGUAAGCGUAGUAACGUUUUGA